CCCCUGGCCCCCUGCGAGCGAGAGCGGGCCACGCACCCGGUCCUGCAGGUCGUUGGCCAGCACGUCAUUGUCCUCAACCCUGAGGAGCCCGGUGGUCCCCCCGGCAACGUGCUGCCCCUUCGUGGGCCCAAGCACCAGGGCAAGGACCUGAAGUUUGUCUUUGACCGGGUGUUUGGGGAGGAGGCCACGCAGGAGGAGGUGUUCCAGCACACCACCUCUGAGGUGUUGGACAGUGUCCUCGAUGGCUACAACUGCUCUGUGUUUGCCUAUGGUGCGACCGGAGCAGGGAAAACCUACACCAUGCUGGGCUCGGAGCACAGCCCUGGCAUCAUGUACUUCACCAUGGUGGAGCUGUACAAGAGGAUCGAGGCCAGAAAGGAGGAGAAGAGCUGUGAGGUCCUAGUCUCCUACCAGGAGGUGUACAACGAGCAGAUUUAUGACCUGCUGGAGCCCAAGGGACCUCUAGCUAUCCGGGAGGAUCCUGAGAGAGGAGUUGUGGUUCAGGGCCUCUCCUUCCAUCAGCCUGCAUCAGCAGAGCAGCUCCUGGAGAUGUUGGCCAAUGGCAACAAAAACCGGACACAGCAUCCCACCGAUGCCAACGCUGCCUCCUCCCGCUCACACGCCAUCUUCCAGAUCCACGUGAAGCAGCAGGACCGCAUUGGCAGCCUCACUCGGGACCUGAAGGUGGCCAAGAUGAGCCUGAUCGACCUGGCAGGUUCAGAGCGAGCGUCGGUGGCCAACACCAGGGGAGAGCGGCUGCGGGAGGGCGCCAACAUCAACCGCUCGCUGCUGGCCCUCAUCAACGUCAUCAACGCCUUGGCUGAUGCAAAGAGCAAGAAAAGCCACAUCCCGUACCGGGACAGCAAGCUGACACGCCUGCUGAAGGACUCCAUUAUUGGUGGCACCUGCCGCACUGUCAUGGUGGCAGCAGUGAGUCCCUCCGUGCUGGCCUACGAGGACACCUACAACACGCUCAAAUAUGCCAGCAGGGCCAAGGAGAUCAAGCUGUCGCUGAAGAGCAACACGCGCAGCUCUGACUACCACAUCUGUGAAUAUGUCGAGAUCUGCGAGCAGCUGAAAGGGGAGGUGGCAGAUCUGCGGGCAAAGCUCCGUGCUUAUGAGGAUGCUGCCCAAGAGGCAGAGAACCAGGUGCCAGCACCACAGGCUCCCUCCAGCUUGAGCCCAGUGCAGCUGCCCAGGUUGGAGGAAGCUGUCCCAGAGACAUGCUUGGCCCUUGAUGGUCAGAGGGAGAAUGAGGGAGAGCAGCAGGAGCUGGAAGCUGGUUUGCCUGUUCAGAUGCAGCUGGAAUUGGAGAAUGAGGCUCCAGAGGAAAUGCCUCCCAGCAGCCCUAGAGCAUCCCAUCGGGCAGAUCUGCAGCUGGAACCGAAGCAACCAAGGCUUGGAAGAAAUAGCCUUCUGCAGGGGCUGUCACACACGGAGAAGCCUGCAGCCACUAUCCUGAGUGUCAUCCAGAAGCUAUAUUCCAUCCUGAAGGCUGCCAACCUCCUUACUCCUGACGUGGUUUCUGUGCUUGAGGAACUGGAGCACCUGGUCCCUCGGGACACUGGUGUAAGCCCUGAGCAAGCUGUGCCUCUGAGCAGACCCGCGGAGGUCAGCGAGGCCACCCCAGCCAAGAGGAUGAAGUGGAGCUGUGAUGUGCCACCGUGUUACACCCCCAAAACCUGCCAAGCACCAGUCACCAGAAGCCGGGUGCCCCUGGCAACAUCAUCUGCCCAGAACCAGUGCUCCCUGCCUGCCCACGACCUCAAUGCGACUUUUGAGGUCUGUGAGGGCAGCAGAUCUCCCAGCACCAUCGAGCCGGUUUCCAUCAGCCUGUCUGAAUUCUCUGUCUGGGACAACAGCCAGUGCCUCCAGAAAGAGCAGGAUGGUCUCUUCAUGCCCAAAGCCCCCAUCUCGAUGUUGGCCAUGAAGAAUUCCUCCAUCCCCAAAGCAUCUGUGCUGAAGCAGACGCAAGCGGAGAG
Molecule: messenger RNA, 1982 nt
Organism: Nestor notabilis (Kea)
Lineage: Eukaryota; Metazoa; Chordata; Aves; Psittaciformes; Psittacidae
Gene: KIF18B
Product: kinesin family member 18B
Biological process (GO): microtubule-based movement
Molecular function (GO): ATP binding; microtubule motor activity; microtubule binding
Source: RefSeq, a predicted model, not a curated record